This is a messenger RNA of Uranotaenia lowii, 3522 nucleotides long. RefSeq names its product ras-related protein Rap1. The record is from RefSeq and is a predicted model, not a curated record. The transcript is spliced from 6 exons. Gene Ontology annotation, cellular component: plasma membrane. Bases 560 to 1114 code for a protein of 184 amino acids. Gene Ontology annotation, biological process: Rap protein signal transduction; cellular response to cAMP; negative regulation of synaptic vesicle exocytosis. Lineage: Eukaryota; Metazoa; Arthropoda; Insecta; Diptera; Culicidae. Gene Ontology annotation, molecular function: GTPase activity; GTP binding; GDP binding.
AUCGGUUCAGUCGCUGUCCAGUCAUCCAUCGUUUUAGUGAUAUUCUUAUUUUCUCCUCAUUAUUUCGCGGCGUGUAUCGUAAUCCAAGUUUUACUUGGCCAGAUAUCCGGUUCCAGUGGCAGCCGAUCGUGGAUAUUCCAGCAAAGAAAGAAGAUCUGUAAGCUGGGUUUCGUUUUUUCGAAAUUUUUGAGACCAAACAGCAAAAAUUUGGAGGAAUAAAGUGCGGAAAAGCUUUGUGGAGCUGAGUCGUUUGGUGGAAAACUUAUGAGCAAUAUUCAGAGCAGGCGAAAUUGGAAAACAAAAGUAGAGUGUACCAAAACAGUUGCGACCGAAGUCAGGGAGAAGAAUUUGGGGAGCUAACGGAAAUAAAUCUAGCAGAUUAAUCUUGCAGAACAAAAGUGCCACAAUUACACCGGUGCGUAGGAGUGACGAAAGAUUAAUAGCUUCGCCCAGAGAGCGUCCGGUGACAGAUAAUCAGUGAAGAAUUUGAGUGGAACAAGGGGAAGACAACCGGUGUGUCGCAAAUCUAGAGCAAAAGUCCAAAUAGGGAAUCGCCACGAUGCGUGAAUACAAGAUUGUCGUGCUCGGAAGUGGAGGCGUUGGCAAAUCCGCCCUCACAGUGCAGUUUGUUCAGGGUAUAUUCGUGGAAAAGUACGACCCAACGAUAGAGGACAGCUACCGCAAACAGGUUGAGGUGGACGGUCAACAAUGUAUGCUGGAGAUUUUGGACACCGCUGGAACGGAACAAUUCACGGCGAUGCGAGAUUUGUACAUGAAGAAUGGGCAGGGUUUCGUGCUGGUGUACUCCAUCACUGCACAAUCGACGUUCAACGACCUGCAGGACCUCCGGGAACAGAUCUUGAGGGUGAAGGACACUGACGACGUUCCGAUGGUUCUGGUCGGUAACAAGUGCGAUCUAGAGGACGAACGAGUAGUCGGCAAGGAGCUAGGUAAAAGUCUCGCCAAUCAGUUCAACUGUGCAUUCAUGGAAACGUCAGCCAAAGCCAAAAUUAAUGUUAACGACAUUUUCUACGACUUAGUUCAACAAAUUAACAAAAAAUCCCCCGAAAGAAAACCCAACAAAAAGAAGAAAUCAUUAUGUGCGUUGCUCUAAGUAAGCUUAUAUUAUAAUUACUACUAAUAAUUAAAAGUAAUAAUUUCGAGAGAAAAGUGUUGCAAGGAAAAUGAAGCAAGAAAAAGGAAGAUGCAAACCUGAAUCGGGGCUGGUAAAGUAAGGUUUAAACCACAAAAAAAAAACAAAAAAAAAAGUAACAGACGACGAAUGGUUCGUUAAAAUUUAGUAAGUGAACUAAAGGAAAGUUAUGAACAUUAUAUUAAUAUAAAUUGAACAACCGGGCUGGAAAGGCGUUAGUUAGAAAUGCCGCAAGGAUUGGCGAUGGCUCGACAUCGAGAAUGUGUAAGCGAUGGAAGCGAGAGAGAGAGUGAGAGAUAGGGAGAAAAAGAGGGCGAGAAAGAGAGAGCAAGAGCGUGAAAAUGCGAAUGAAAAAAAAACAGUUGUUAGCACCGGCAAAGUAUCAUUUCAGUGAGACAGCAAGAUCACUACUUAUUUGAUAGUUUUAUUAAAGUAUGAGAUACAGCGCCAGAAAGUGAAACUAUUAUGGAAACAGAAGGAAUUUUGCGUGGUACAACAAAACUGCACACACAGAUGAUUGACUAUCCCAUAUCGCAUGCAAAAAAAAAGAUUGUGUGAAAUUGUCUAACCGAGAAAAAAGAAAAUACAACGUGUCGUAAUGUUUUUCAUCACCGCCAUCAUUGUUAAUUGUGAUCCUUUCGCUUUGUUCGCGUAACCAUUAUUAACAAACAAAGAAAAGCAUGCAACUGAAGUCAAGAAACAUAAAAAUAGAUUCUCUUUGGAAAAGCACUGAUCUAUUUCUUUCCUAUCGUGAGACGUGUGGUUACUCUUUUUCUAAAACCGUGAUUCAUCGGCUUCCAAUUUAUAUACAUUUUUUACCUUCUCUAGCUACAUGGAAUUACGAUUUUCUAUUAAAAAUGCUGUUAUUAACUUUCACACGGAGCCUCAGAUUCACACGAAGCAAAUUACCCAAAUAAAAAAGAGUUCUGAAAUUUCAAGUGGAAUAUAUGUUAAGAGUGUAAUGUCGACGGACUUGUAUCAAAAGGCGAUCAAUGAUUAAAUAGAAUCUAGUAUUGACACCGUGUAGAUGACGUGUUUCCCGAAGAAAAAAAUAACACAAAAACCCGAAAACAAGAGACUUCUCCGGAUAACAUAGUUGUUCAAAGGAUAAAAAAAUAUAAAGUUUACGCAACGUAAGUACACACAACAACAAAAAAAAGAAGAAAACAACAACCAACAAUCAUCUACCGAAUCCGUAUCAUAUUAUAAAUAACAAAUUGAUAGUUGAAUUCCCGAGUAAAACGAAUAAUUAGCGAAGAAGGAAGAAAAAUACCAUGAUAUCAGUACAACUGAGUACAAGUAUUAUGUAUAAAAUCUCCCGACGAGAAACCGAAACUGAGGAAAUCAAAUAACAACAGGCUGAAGUAAGGUAAAUGAUUUUUUUUACUGCUUUCAUAUAAUUGUAUUGAUUUUUUUCAUCGAUGGAUGAUUCUUAUCAAACGAAAGUUUGUACUGGAAUCGCACUGGUGUGGGAAGAAUAAUUUCUGACAGAUGUUGUAGGUAAACUCCCUACUGAAAAAAUUGAAUUCAACAAACAUUUGAUUGGAGUGCCAAACACACCUACAGAUUGCAGUUUACCUGAUAGCUUGUUAAUAUCCGUUAUCUAGCUAGAAUUUGGUUCGUAUCAACAAAUAUACUAUGUUUCAUUGUUGUUAUAUGGAAGCUAUGUUGUAAAUUGAACCCUUAGAAUGGCUGAAUUAUUCCAGAGGAUGUAAAGCAUUACGGAUUUAUUUUAUAAAAUAAAUUUGUGUUGAUGAACAAACACGAGGCAUUUAAUAUUCGCCAUUAUGUCAUUUUUUGAACAAAGUUAGAGAAAGUUGGUAUUAUUUUAUUUUUUAUUUUUACCAUGACAUAUGACUACUUAUAAACACUGUUUUGGUUGUGUCCUUUGCUAUUAUUUCACCCUUUUGAUAUAUAAGAAUUGAUGAGGGCGUAUAGUCUCAGAUACAUACUCGCCCUCAUCAAUUUUCAUGUCAUCCAGAAGAAGACAUGAUACCAGAAAGAAUAAGAAAGAUUGAUAAAUAUAAUAAAACAAAGAAUAACUUUCACUUUAAUUUUGACUAACAUCUUAUCUGAAGUCUACAAAUUUACUGCUAUCACUAAUGUCAAUAAUUCCUCAGUAUUCAAGCAUUUUGAAUUUUUCCCAUGGAACAUUGGAAAUACGUAAAUUGUGAACUUCUUUUGAUACAUAUUUUCAAAAAUUCAUCAGAACUAGCUAUACAAACAAUACACUAAUAUUUAAAUUAGUAUUCGUUGAAGUUUCAAAGAAAAUCCCUGCAAAUAAUAUUAUCAUUGGCACGCCGGGAGAUGUAAUAUACAUAAUGGCCAGACUUGAAACAUGAAAAAUUAGAAAAAAAAACAAACACAAA